Molecule: messenger RNA, 1273 nt
Organism: Sorex fumeus (smoky shrew)
Lineage: Eukaryota; Metazoa; Chordata; Mammalia; Eulipotyphla; Soricidae
Gene: NIT1
Product: nitrilase 1
Molecular function (GO): hydrolase activity, acting on carbon-nitrogen (but not peptide) bonds, in linear amides
Source: RefSeq, a predicted model, not a curated record
GCUCGCCCCGCCCCUUCCGGCGUGCGGCUGUCCAGCGGCUCUCGGCGUCCAGCGCGCGGGCUGCGACCGCGGCUCCCCAUGCUGGGCGGCGGCGUCAGGCCCCCGCACCUGCUCCUGCCCCUGCUGCGGGGCCCCGGACUCCGCCCCCCGCGGCGAUCGCCCCUGCGCGCUCCGCCCAGGCCCCGGGCCAUGGCCACCCCCGCCGCGGAGCUGCCCCUGGUGGCCGUGUGCCAGGUCACGUCCACGCCGGACAAGCGGCAGAACCUGCAGGCCUGCGCCCGGCUGGUCCGGGAGGCCGCGGGCCUGGGCGCCUGCCUGGCCUUCCUGCCCGAGGCCUUCGACUUCAUCGCGCGGAGCCCCGAGGAGACGCUCGGCCUGUCCGAGCCGCUGGACGGGCCGCUGCUGGGGGAGUACGCGCAGCUGGCCAGGGAGUGUGGACUCUGGCUGUCCUUGGGCGGGUUCCACGAGCGUGGCCCGGACUGGGAGCAGAGUCGCAAGAUCUUCAACUGUCACGUGCUCCUGGACAGCCAGGGGUCGGUGGUGGCCACGUACCGGAAGACUCACCUGUGCGACGUGGAGGUCCCCGGACAAGGUCCGAUGCGUGAGAGCAGCUCCACCGUGGCUGGGCCCAGACUCGAGCCCCCCAUCAGCACCCCUGCGGGCAAGCUCGGGCUAGCCGUGUGCUAUGACAUGCGUUUCCCGGAGCUGUCUCUGGCCUUGGCUCAGGCCGGGGCAGAAAUACUCACCUACCCUUCGGCCUUCGGCUCCGUCACCGGUCCUGCCCACUGGGAGGUGCUGCUGCGGGCCCGUGCCAUCGAGACCCAGUGCUACGUGGUGGCCGCAGCGCAGUGUGGACGCCACCGAGAGAAGCGAUCCAGCCACGGCCACAGCAUGGUGGUGGACCCCUGGGGCACGGUGGUGGCCAGCUGCUCCGAGGGCCCCGGCCUCUGCCUGGCCCGCAUCGACCUGGGCUACGUACACCAGCUGCGCCAACACCUGCCCGUGUUCCAGCACCGCAGGCCUGACCUCUACCGCAGCCUGGCUCAGCGGCCGGCUUAGGACUGGUGCUCUGGUGACGGUGACCAGGGAGGGGGCAGGACCCGGGCACGCCCCCACUCGUGCCAGGGGUGACCCGGGACCCUGCUCGGGGGAUGGAAAAACCGAAGUGAGCUCAGAUCUGAUUUCAGAAAGGUGAAUCGGACAGUCACUGUUUUAUUUCAUGGAAACUGGAGCGCCAGCAGCGCCGUAUUGAAAAUACACUCGUCACAAAGUC